Messenger RNA from Eupeodes corollae, 1721 nucleotides. It is a transcript of the gene Mcad, whose product is annotated as medium-chain specific acyl-CoA dehydrogenase, mitochondrial. Lineage: Eukaryota; Metazoa; Arthropoda; Insecta; Diptera; Syrphidae. The record is from RefSeq and is a predicted model, not a curated record. Gene Ontology annotation, cellular component: mitochondrion. Gene Ontology annotation, biological process: medium-chain fatty acid catabolic process; fatty acid beta-oxidation. Bases 333 to 1571 code for a protein of 412 amino acids. The transcript is spliced from 4 exons. Gene Ontology annotation, molecular function: medium-chain fatty acyl-CoA dehydrogenase activity; flavin adenine dinucleotide binding.
AGGUACCUCUGUUAAGUUUCUGGGAAUCGAGAGUGUCUCAUCAUUCAUAAGAAUCUGAAAAAGAUUGGGACAAUUUUCAAGGCACCCAAACUAAAAAACAAGAAAACAUUAUUUAUGUUGGGAAUGGAACGUACCCCAAGACCUUAAGUUGAAUAUUUUGUAUUUAUUUUCGAUAUUGGACACAUACCCAAUCCUGCUAAUUUAAACAAGGUCAUAGUCCAAAUUCAAAUUUCUGUUGUUUUUUUACCAUAAUUGGAAUAAAAACUGAAAUAAAUAAGAAAAUAAUACAAAAGAUUCAGAUCUUUGUUUUAACGAAUUUCAAACUACACAAGAUGGCAUUUUUGAAGAGGUUCCUUCUUCCUGUAAUAAGACACACGUCUUACAGAGGGUAUUCUUCAGCUGGACCAUGCUUUGCCUUAAACGAUGACCAGAAACAAAUGCAAGAAUUAGCCCGCAAGUUUACAAAAGAAGAAAUCAUACCUGUUGCAGCACAGUACGAUAAGUCCGGUGACUAUCCUUGGGAUAUUGUUAAAAAAGCUUGGAGCAUUGGGCUACUCAAUAACCACAUACCAACAGAAUUGGGUGGUCUUGGAUUAGAUGUUUUUACAUCAUGUCUAAUUGCAGAAGAAUUAGCGUACGGAUGUAGCGGCAUUAUGAGUGCUUUGGAAGUUAGUUCGAUUGCGCAAACCCCAGUGCUCUUAUCUGGCAAUGCUGAACAAAAAAAGAAAUAUCUUGGAAGGCUGCUUGAAGAACCUUUGGUAGCAGCAUACUGUGUAACAGAACCCGGUGCUGGUUCAGAUGUUAACGGAGUCAAAACAAAAGCUGUGAAGAAGGGCGAUGAAUACAUUUUGAAUGGACAAAAAAUGUGGAUCACAAACGGUGGUGUUGCCAAUUGGUAUUUUGUUUUAGCCCGUACCAAUCCCGAUCCCAAAGCACCCGCAAGCAAGGCCUUUACAGGAUUCAUAGUAGAACGUGAUACUCCUGGACUUACGCCUGGUCGCAAAGAGCAGAAUAUGGGUCAACGAGCUUCUGACACACGAGGAAUAACUUUCGAGGACGUAAGAGUUCCAAAAGAAAACGUUUUAAUUGGUGAAGGUGCAGGUUUUAAAAUUGCAAUGGGAACAUUUGAUAAAACUAGACCACCAGUUGCUGCCGGAGCUGUUGGCUUAGCCCAGCGUUGUAUGGAUGAAGCACUUAAAUACGCUCUAGAAAGAAAAACAUUUGGCGUGCCAAUUGCUCACCAUCAGGCAAUAUCUUUCAUAUUAGCUGAUAUGGCUAUUGGUGUUGAGACUGGAAGAUUAGCUUACCAAUUAUCUGCUUGGGAAGUUGAUCAAGGUCGCCGUAACAGUUAUUAUGCAUCAAUUGCUAAGUGUCAUGCUGCAGACAUGGUCAACAAAAUUGCAUCAGAUGCUGUUCAAGUUUUUGGCGGAAAUGGAUUUAAUAGCGAAUAUCCAGUGGAGAAGCUCAUGCGAGAUGCUAAGAUCUACCAAAUCUAUGAAGGUACUUCACAAAUUCAACGACUGAUUAUAUCGAGAAAUAUGCUCGAAAAGGCUAAGGAGAACGCUAAGUAAAUGUAAAAGUUUCAAACAAAAAAAAGGAUUUCGGGAGAAUUCAAAGUACAUUAAUAUUAAGUUUAAAAAGUUCGUUCAUUAUUAUCGCAAUGCAUGUGCCUUUGUGCCUUAUUUUUUAUAAACAAUAAAUGUAUUUUUUUCACAUAAAAA